Molecule: messenger RNA, 1032 nt
Organism: Acipenser ruthenus (sterlet)
Lineage: Eukaryota; Metazoa; Chordata; Actinopteri; Acipenseriformes; Acipenseridae
Gene: polr2l
Product: RNA polymerase II, I and III subunit L
Exons: 3
Coding region: 257-460 (67 amino acids)
Biological process (GO): transcription by RNA polymerase II; transcription by RNA polymerase I; tRNA transcription by RNA polymerase III
Cellular component (GO): RNA polymerase II, core complex; RNA polymerase I complex; RNA polymerase III complex
Molecular function (GO): DNA binding; zinc ion binding; DNA-directed RNA polymerase activity
Source: RefSeq, a predicted model, not a curated record
CUAAAGCCAGUACACAAUUUAAAAUGCUAGGAACCUGUUUUAAAAUGUGAUAUAUUACAGUGUAAUGUGUUAGAGAGGUAUUAUUGCAGCCCCCCUCCCCCUACACACAGAUCAUUCUGCAAUCCCUCCCUGUUAUUGAAGGUCUUACUCCCACACUGUUGCCAGCGUGCGGAGAGGAAGGAAAGGCCUUUGUUGACGUUGCUGUUCUCGUCGUGUCCUGAAACCUCAGUUCAGCCGAGCUGCGAAUAAACAAAAAAUGAUCAUCCCGGUGCGGUGCUUCACAUGCGGGAAGAUCGUGGGAAACAAGUGGGAGGCUUAUCUGGGCCUUCUGCAAGCCGAGUACACGGAAGGCGAUGCGCUCGACGCGCUGGGGCUGAAGCGCUACUGCUGCCGUCGCAUGCUGCUGGCACACGUGGACCUCAUCGAGAAGCUGCUGAACUACGCGCCGCUGGAGAAGUGAGAGGAGCCCACAGGACCACGCAGACACUGCCCCGUGCAGACCGGCGUGUGCGUGCUUUGUGACCUGGAACACGUGAACAGGUCACACGUGUUUGUUCCCUACCUUUACAUUUUUUCUUUCUAUAAAGACAUUGACUUACUCCCCCCCCUUUUUAUGUUAAUACUAAAAAGAGUAAAAUGUUAAAGUCAGACACCGUGCUCCCUCUGAAUUCAGUAGAGUUAUUUCACUGUUCGGCAGGCGUGUUAACAGUACAUGGCACAGUUCCUGUAUUUCACUGUGGAAGGGUCUCUUUACUGAUUCACGGUUCAUCCCCUCCGAGGGCUAACUAAAGAGGGAGUCCUGCAGCUGCAUUUCGGCCCAGCGGGUUUUGUUUUGAAUAUCAAGUUUGUUCCGAUGAUGUAAGUAGGAUCUUCUCUGCACAGAAAGGUCUUAGAUGAUGGGGAGGGAGGCGGAGUAGCUUUGGUAGGUAACGCUGCAAUAUCAUUGAAAAAACCCCACGUGCUCCCACCCAGGAUCAGUUCUAUUGUGCAAGAUGUAUUACACACAAAAAUAAAUAAAAUGUGAUCAUUUAA